Molecule: messenger RNA, 2417 nt
Organism: Cimex lectularius (bed bug)
Lineage: Eukaryota; Metazoa; Arthropoda; Insecta; Hemiptera; Cimicidae
Gene: Rim2
Product: mitochondrial carrier protein Rim2
Exons: 7
Coding region: 333-1424 (363 amino acids)
Biological process (GO): pyrimidine nucleotide import into mitochondrion
Cellular component (GO): mitochondrion
Molecular function (GO): pyrimidine nucleotide transmembrane transporter activity
Source: RefSeq, a predicted model, not a curated record
CCGAUGGGUAAAUUUUCGAAGGGUACCGGUGAUAGGAGUCGCCAGCCCCCUCUACGGUCCACGCGCCCGUCCUCAUUGAAAUGUUCGCUCUUCUCGAGGUUACUACUUGGCAGGAGCUGCUCUCCGUUCUUUACGACUGAAAUCCGGUGAUAGUAUGAAGUGUUGGGCCGUUCCACGCCACUCGGCUCUGUCGUACGUCAUGUAGUCGAGUGAAGUGAACCGAUAUUUUUAGAUUUCCAAUCGCGCGAGACUGUCCGGUCUAGUUUAGAUUCCCGAGUGUGAAAAUGUACGAAGGGAUUUAAAAUCGAACCGUGGUGUAGAUAAAUAGUGCCAUGAGCCAGUCUCAGAGGGACACGAUCAUUCACCUGGUCGCCGGAGGGGUCGCCGGUACGGUGGGCGCAGUGGUGACGUGCCCUUUGGAAGUGGUGAAAACCCGGCUCCAGUCCUCGUCCUCCGGUUUCCACGUACGUGUGCCCAACAUCGCCUCCCCGGACAUCGGGAGCAGGCACACGUGCAAAUCGGUCAUGCCGUCCCACCAGAGGCGGAAGAUCAACACCUUGACGCCGAGGCAAGCGACGCAGAUCCUCGCGAUUUCGACCUACGGCAAGCCGACGGCGAAAACGAUAGGACUCCUUCAGUGCAUUAGACUGAUCGUGAGAAACGAAGGGCCAAAGGCCCUUUUCAAAGGGCUCGGACCCAAUCUCGUCGGUGUUGCUCCAUCUCGUGCAAUUUACUUCUGUGCCUAUUCUCAAGCCAAAUCCUUCUUCAAUUCCCUUCUCAACCCCGACACGGCCGUCGUACACGUUCUCUCAGCAUCAUGUGCAGGUUUUGUUGCUUGCUCAGCCACUAAUCCUAUUUGGUUCAUUAAAACUAGACUACAACUCGACUAUGCUUCUAGUGGACAGCGCCUUACAGCACUGCAGUGCAUAAAAAGGAUAUACCGUCAAUCUGGAUUUCUUGGUUUCUAUAAGGGAAUUACAGCGUCUUAUUGGGGUAUAUCUGAAACUGUAAUUCAUUUUGUCAUAUAUGAAGCGAUAAAAGCUAAACUUACUGAAAUGAGGGUGGACAGGAGCGAGAUUAAAGGAGAGGAAAAGACUUCAAGGGACUUCGUCGAGUUCAUGAUGGCAGGUGCAUGUUCCAAAACAGUGGCUUCAUGUAUUGCUUACCCUCAUGAAGUCGCAAGAACUCGUUUGAGGGAAGAAGGAAACAAGUACAACAAGUUUUGGCAGACUUUAGGCCUGGUGUAUAAAGAAGAAGGAUACAGGGGUGUGUACCGAGGCCUGGCGACACAGCUCGUUCGGCAGAUUCCAAACACGGCCAUAAUGAUGUCAACUUAUGAAGCUGUUGUAUAUAUUCUGACAAGUUACUUUAAUUCUAAUAGUCAUUUUUAUGAAGAACCUAGGGUUAUCCCGAACAAAGCUUGAAAUUUUGUUUGUUAGAUAGGACAUUUAUAUGAGAGGUUAAGUAUAUGAAGGCAUGUGACUUUUUCAUCGAAUCAGGGUCAAUCGAAGCAUACAUUUUUUUCUUGUGUGUAAAAUUAGUCAUUUGGAACAUUUAAGAUUGAAUGCUAUGAAAAGAAGUCAACACAAUUGGCCUUUUGUUACUGUACAUAGUUUGUAAAAAGAUAUAUUUGUUAAAGAAAUUAUAAAAAUUUUGAAAUGCAAAUGUGAUAUCCAGUUUUCUUUUGUUUUCCUAAUGUUUAAUUACUUAAAAAAUUUAAUAUUGUAUAAUUCUAUAUAAUUAAUUUUUACAGUAAAUGACAAAAAACAGAUGGAAAUAUUCUAAUUUUCUUUUUGUUCUUACCAAAUAAUUUAUUACUGUAAUUUAUUGUAAAUAUCAUUUGGUUUUAAAUGUUUGUUUAAAUUAGCGCUCUGAUUUUGUUUCAUGUCAGUUUAUCAGUAUGAAUAAUUAGUUGAGUAUAUAAUCUCCACGUUUUAAAUUGAUAAUGUAUUACAUGACAUCUUUUGUUUUUCUUAAUUUUUGCUCUUUUUGAAAAAUAUGUUUUCAUUGAUAUUUUGUAAUAUAUUUUAUUUUUGAUUAAGUUUUCUGUAAAUACAUAUUGAAUAAAACAAUCAUUUUUUUCUGUUCUAAAGACAAACAAAUAGUACAAUGAUAUUGCAGUUAUUUGUGUUGUUGCACUUGUUAGGAAUCAUAAUUAUUAUAGUUUCUAGAGUAAGCAUUGUGAUUCUGGUCAUUAUUUUUCAGCUAUCCUAGUUUAAUGUAGUUUUUUAUCCUAAAUAUGUUCAUUUCCAAUGCAGUGAUUGCUUUUUGUGCGUAAGUGUGGGAGCUUUUUUUUAAGUACGUAUUUUCUCUGAGACUUUAAUAAUAAGACUGCUUAAAGUUAGUUCUUUCAUUGUAAACCACUUGGAGGAAUAUUAUGAUGAUAUGAAAAAAUUGCAAUAAAAAAUUUAAUAGUA